This is a messenger RNA of Etheostoma cragini (Arkansas darter), 1238 nucleotides long. RefSeq lists its product as uncharacterized. The transcript is spliced from 6 exons. The record is from RefSeq and is a predicted model, not a curated record. The coding region runs from base 74 to 1138 and encodes 354 amino acids. Gene Ontology annotation, biological process: response to bacterium. Lineage: Eukaryota; Metazoa; Chordata; Actinopteri; Perciformes; Percidae.
AACCAAUCACCUGCAUUUGACAGUGUGACAUACAUUAUCAUGGCCUUGUGACAUCAACCCUUUUGUCAAUGAAAUGCCGACAAUUAUUCUAACAAGACACAAUGUCAAGAUGAUCCUGUUAUGGGUUACACUGCUUGUUCUUCAUCAAGGAUAUUCUCUAGUUCCAGUUACCACAGUUCGACUUGGUGAACCUGCAACCUUCAAGUGUGCUCUCCGUUAUGAGGAGAUUGGCCGUCCACGGCUCUACUGGUACAAGCAGAGUGCCGGGGAAACUCUGAAAUUAAUUGUGACAGUACCUAAAUCUACAAAACCUGAGUAUGCACCAGAGUUUUCGGCGUCAAGAUUGGAAAUGAACAAUGAUAACAAUUUUAGCAACCUGACCAUACGGAGGACAAUCCAAGAAGAUGAGGGAAUGUAUCACUGUGCAUACACAGAGCGGUAUACAAGUCCUGUAUGGAGUGGGACCUAUUUGUUAAUAAAAGGAAACACUCAGAAGACAUCAAACUAUACUGUUGUUCAGUGGCCGACAGUAUCUGAUCCAGUCGGUCCAGGAGACUCUGUGACUCUCCAGUGUUCAGUCCUCUCCGAUUCUGAGGACAAGACGUGUCCAGGAGAUGACAGUGUGUUCUGGUUUAGAGCCGGAUCAGAUAAAUCUCAUCCAGACAUCAUCUACACUGAUGAAAGAAGACAUGGUGGAUGUGACAAGAGAUCAGGCACUAAAAAGAGUUGUGUUUAUCGCUUCUCCAAGAACAUCAGCUACUCUGAUGCCGGGACUUACUACUGUGCCGUGGCCACAUGUGGGGAGAUAUUAUUUGGAGAUGGAACUAAACUGGAAAUUGUGCGAACAGCAAGCGUUGAAUUUAUUGCAUUGGUUCUAGCCACAGUCUGCUUGGUCCUUUCUGUGACGGGAAACAUUCUUUUCAUCUGUUACCGAACUUCAACACCAGUUUGUUCACAAUUUAAAGGAAUAGAAAGCGCCUCUUCCCGAGCAAGACAUGACAAAUCAAGACAAUCAGUGUAUGAUAUUACUGAAGGUGGACCUGAUCUGAACUACGCUGCGUUGCAUUUCUCUGGAAAAAAACCUACAAGAGGAAGGAAGAAGACUGAAGAAAGUGUGUACUCUCAAGUAAAAUGCUGAAUGUGACUGUGUUUAUAAAAUUGUAAAGGUUAGUUUAGAGAACUGACCUCUUACAAUGAUAACCAUUUUAAACGUUGUGGGUUCCUAUAACUUUUUUGAG